GAGACCUGUGCAACUGCAGCGCCGUGGGCAGCGCCAGCGCAUCCGAAUGCAACAGCACGACGGGGCAGUGCCCGUGUCUGGAGGGCUACGCGGGGCUGCGGUGCGAGAGCUGUGCCGAGGGCUUCUACCUGGAGCAGAGCAGCCAGCGGUGCCGUCCCUGUGGCUGCAGCCCCGCCGGCUCCAGCAGUGCCCAGUGUGAUGGCUCUGGGAAAUGCCAGUGUAAAGUUGGUGUCACGGACCUGAAGUGUGACCGGUGCAGUGAUGGAUACUACAGGUUUAACAAAACCACCUGCGAGCCAUGCCAGUGCAACAACCACUCCAAAACCUGCGACAGCUUUACAGGCACCUGCCUGCACUGCCAGGAAAACACCGAGGGAAACCACUGUGAGUUCUGCAAGGAGGGCUUCUACAGAAGGGCUGAUCCUGCCCAUGCCUGCCAGCGCUGCCCGUGCUCCACUGUGGCAUCGACCGGCACCUGCCGAAUACAACCUGGUGAAACUGCCCCAAGGUGUGACAAAUGCAAAACUGGGUACACUGGCCUGAACUGCAACCAGUGUGACAAUGGCUACUACAACUCCGACAGCAUCUGUGUAAGAUGUAAAUGCAACGGGAACGUGGACCCAGCACAGUCACCCAGCGUGUGCAAGCCGGAGAGUGGGGAGUGCAUCGGCUGCCUGUACCACACCGCUGGGUUUCAUUGUGAGGAGUGUGAGGAUGGCUAUGUCCGAGACCCUGAGGGGAUCAACUGCACCAAGAAAGAAGCCACACCUGGCCCAGAAACAAGGGAGUUUACAACUUCUGCUCCAAAUGUCAGCAAGGCAACAUCAUUUUCAACGGCAGUGAUAAACAGCACGUUGUCACCAACAACUAUGCAGACUAUAUUUCCUCUAAGCUCCUCUGACAAUAGUACUUCUGCUUUUGCAGACGUGUCAUGGACUCAGUUUAACAUAAUUAUUUUGACAGUGAUCAUCAUUGUUGUGGUCCUACUAAUGGGCUUUGUGGGUGCUGUCUACAUGUACCGUGAGUAUCAAAAUAGGAAACUUAACGCUCCUUUUUGGACCAUUGAACUCAAAGAGGACAACAUCAGUUUUAGCAGCUACCACGACAGCAUACCCAACGCUGAUGUUUCGGGGCUCUUGGAAGACGAUGGGAAUGAAGUGGCACCAAAUGGACAGCUAACGCUGACGACUCCCAUGCAUAAUUAUAAAGCUUAGAAGAAGCAGAAGCGAUCCAGUUAUUCCAAAGUUGGCUUAAAAAAGUUACAGGGCUUGUUGAAGGGGUAUCAGGAUCCGUGCCAAGGCUCCAGGCAGAGGAAUUUGCUCUUCAGAUACUCUUAUGCUGGGCAUGUUGUAGCUUGCAGGUGAACAGAGAAAAAGUGUAGUACAUCUGAAUUUCAGGUAAUAUGGUGGAAUGCAUUCAGUGUCCUGUUCUCCAUAAAGAUCCACAGAAUUCACUGUUGUUAAGGACUUGAUUAUGCUGAUCUUAAAAUGUUUUUUUUUUUGAUGAAAAGAUGGGGUGGAGGAAGCAAUACUCCAUGAUUAAUUAGAAGCUACUUGAUUUCCAGCCAACCUAACACUUACGUCUGCAUCCUUUAGUUUGAACAGUAGCUCAUGAAUUAACAGUGGAUUUUCAGGAAACAGACCUUUGUAAAGGCUUUGUAUUAGUUCCUGAUAAAAAUUUAUUUGAAAAGGAGGACAAA
Molecule: messenger RNA, 1699 nt
Organism: Antrostomus carolinensis (chuck-will's-widow)
Lineage: Eukaryota; Metazoa; Chordata; Aves; Caprimulgiformes; Caprimulgidae
Gene: MEGF9
Product: multiple EGF like domains 9
Exons: 5
Biological process (GO): tissue development; animal organ morphogenesis
Source: RefSeq, a predicted model, not a curated record